Messenger RNA from Maniola jurtina (meadow brown), 2252 nucleotides. Its product is annotated as general transcription factor II-I repeat domain-containing protein 2-like. Bases 164 to 2044 code for a protein of 626 amino acids. The record is from RefSeq and is a predicted model, not a curated record. NCBI's taxonomy places the organism in Eukaryota, Metazoa, Arthropoda, Insecta, Lepidoptera, Nymphalidae. Gene Ontology annotation, molecular function: protein dimerization activity. The transcript is spliced from 2 exons.
GCCCCCACCACCCUCUGCCCGCUACCGCCGCCCGCUCGGCGCUCAGUCUGGCGUCAUUCGUCGAGUCGGUCACAGAGUUCAAGAAGCCAGUGUAUUGUUGUAUCGGACACAGUACUGGGCGCUUGUUUCUUUUCAUAGAUUGCGAGUUACGCACGUAUUAAUAAUGGCUGGAGUGUCAUCAAAAAGUGCUUCCAAAAGGAAAAUAGCUGAUGAAAAUAGGAGUUUUCAAGAAAAAUGGGAGGAUGAAUUUUGUUUCAUCAGUGGACACAAGGAAGGUACUGCUAUUUGCUUAAUAUGCCGCGAAACUGUUGUCGGGAUUAAGCGGUACAAUUUAUUUCGUCAUUACACAAGUAAACAUAGCUCGUUUACAGAGGCUUUUCCUUUGGAAUCUAAUGAAAGGAAGAAUAAAGUAGCUCAUUUGAAGCUGUCAAUUCGUCGUCAACAGAAUAUUAUGACCACAGCGGUUGGACAAAAUGAUGCUGUUACAAAAGCUUCGUACCAUGUUUGUAACAUUCUUGCAAAAAGGAUGAAACCCUUCACUGAUGCUGAAUUAAUAAAGGAAUGUAUGCUAACUAUUUCUCAGACUUUGUUCCAAAAUUUCUCAAAUGGUAAACAAAUAAUGGCAGAAGUAAAAAAACUUACGCUUUCUGAAUCAACCUGUCGCCGCCGCGUUGAAGAUAUUUCAAAAACAAUGUUUGAUGCAAUAAUUCAAAAACUGAAAGAUUGCAGAUACUUCAGUCUUGCGUGUGAUUCCAGCACAGAUAUAACGUCGAUGGCUCAAUGCUCAUUAUUUGUGCGUUACUGCACAAUGGACGGGAUCAUAGAAGAAGAUUUCUUGGCUCUCAUAACCAUGAAAGGUCAGACAAGAGGUAGUGAUUAUAUGGACGUAAUAAAAGACUUUGUGGAAAAAUACGAUAUACCUGUAAGUAAAUUGAUAUCAGUAUGCACUGAUGGUUGUCCGUCCAUGGUGGGUGCAAAUAAUGGUUUGAUUGCAUUAAUGAAGAGAGAAUGGAAUUUGCCUAAUUUGCUGCCCAUUCACUGCUUACUGCAUCAAGAAACUUUGGCAUGUCAAAUCUCAAAUAACAAAUUGAAGGAUGUGAUGAAAACGGUCAUAAAUAUUAUAAAUUUCAUUCGUGCACGUGAACUUAACCAUCGAAAAUUUAAAGAACUUCUUGGAGAAUUACAAGCUAAUUAUGGCGACGUUCUCCUGCAUACUGCCGUCAGAUGGUUAAGCAAAGGAAAAGUGCUAGAACGAUUUUUUAAUUUGAAAUUUGAAAUAAUUCUAUUUUUACAACAAAGUGGUAAAGAAUAUCCCCAGCUUCAAAAUGAUGAAUGGUGGGUACUUAUGGCUUUUUUGACCGAUAUUACACUGAAGUUUAACAAUCUUAAUUUAGAAUUGCAGGGACCUAACAAGAUAAUCGGACAAAUGACGAAUAAAUUUUUUGCAUUUGAAGCUAAACUGCAAUUAUACAUAAGUGAGCUUGAAGCUAGAGACUUUUCUAAUUUUCCUAGUGUUGCUACUCUGCGAUCCGAUGUAUCUAUUGGUGAUAGUGUCUAUCAAGAUAUGGUCUCCUUUUUAAAGGAAUAUUUGGCAGAAAUCCAAAAAAGAUUUAAUGACGUGAGAAAUAUUAGGAACUGUUUUAUUCUUGUAGAAAACCCUUGGCAUUUUGAAAAUGGUGACAUUAAAUUAUUCAGCCAGUUAGGAUUUCCGAAACCACAACUGUUGAACGAAAUUAUAGAACUUAAAUUCGACACACAACUUAAAGCCCACUUCAUCGAACAUCGCGAAAAGCAGGAGUACGUUGAAUUUUGGAGAAAUGUGCCUAACAACUAUAAAUGUUUACGAGACUGCGCACAAUUUAUUCUAACUAUAUUCCCUUCGACAUACCUUUGUGAGGCUUCAUUUUCGAAAAUGACAUUUUUAAAAAAUAAAUAUCGCAAUCGCCUUUCCAGUCAUUUAGAAGACACCAUGAGGAUUUCAUGUAGUCCCAAAGACGCGAACAUAGAAGAAAUUGUAAAAAAAAUGCAACAUCACAAUUCGUGAAGUGUUAACUUUUUUUUUUUUUUACUUAAGUAGGUACCUGUUUUUCUUUGUAAUAAAAAUCAUGAAUAAACAUUUUUGUUUUUAUUUAGUUACAUUCACUUGCACCCGCGUCACUAGUUUCACAUACAAUUCACAAGUGUGCGGCCCCCAGUACUAUCUCACAUUGUCCUAUGUGGCCCUUGACCAAAAAAGUGUGACGACCACUGGU